Schistosoma turkestanicum is the source of this 2247-nucleotide messenger RNA. The record is from the annotation of a GenBank genome assembly. NCBI's taxonomy places the organism in Eukaryota, Metazoa, Platyhelminthes, Trematoda, Strigeidida, Schistosomatidae.
AUGUUAUCGCAUAAUUCAAGUCAGGAAGAAACAUCUGCAUGUAAAGAUUUCCCCAAUAAUACAACUGAUAACUUCAUCAAACCUUCUUUACCUCCAUUUAUUCUAAAUAUUUUAGACCAAUUAGCCAAUGAAAAACUUAAAAGUCGUUUAGAAUCUGUUUUGUUAGAUAGAGAAUCGGAGCUAUUAGAAUCUCAGUCAGCCUGUAAAGAUGCACAGAAUGAAGUUGUAGAAUCAAGGGAACAACAAGCCAAGCUUGAACUUGAAUUGGCAAAUAUUAAAAGUGCUGCUGAAAUGUUAGUGACCGAAUACGAGGAUGCCCUAUCAACCUUAAAAAAACAGUAUGACGAAGAGUUGUCAUUGUUGCUGACGGCUUCUGAACAGGGUCGUUUACAUCAAUUUGUUAACGGUCAACUUUUGAAUAAUACAUCAUCAACUGAAAAUGCUAAUUGUCCAACUUCAAAAUCUUCACUUCUUAUCGAAAAGAAGUCAGCUCAAAGUUUAGCCAAUCAAGCACUGGAUAAAGUUGAGAAAUUAGUUCGACGUGUCAGUCAUAAAGCGUUAACAAAUAAUUUUAUCUUAAAUAAAUCCACUGUUUCAUCUUUUUGGGCGAAUCAUGAUGUUAAUGCAAACAAAGAGGAGAAUAAUGAUGAUGAUUAUAUACAAGCUAUAGUUGGACCGUAUGAAACAGAAAUUACACGUCUACAACAGAUUUUGACUAAUGCUUCAAUUCCAUUCACUGUAACAACAUUAAAUCCUAAAUCUUCAAUUUACAAAUUAUUAGAAGAGAAAAUUAUUAACAAAAUUUUACAUAAUUCAAGUUCAAAAAUAGACAUUUCUGAAAACACUAUUGCUAAUUAUAAUGAUAAAAUGAUUGAUCCUGCUAGUAAUUCAAAUAAUUGCAUUAACAAAUCGGAUGAUAAUUGUAAUGAUCCGAUUAAUGCUAAACAAGAUGAUGAAAAUAUUCAGUCGACUGUUGACACACAAUCAAUGGGUGAUCAUUCUAUAUUAUCGCUUGAAGAACAAACCUACUUAGCGGAUACAACGGAAAAGUUAAAAAAGCAACUUGCUGCAGCUAGAAAUGAAAUAGAUUCGAAAAAUCGUGCACUGAAAAUCGCUUCAGAUCGUCAGUUAGAAUUGGAAAAUGCUCUUAAAACUCAAGUUACUGAACAAACAUCCAAAAUAGACAAAAUUAAUACAAUUGCAAACCAGUUGGCUCAACGAUUGGAUGGUUUGAUGUUAGAGUAUAAAUCGUAUCGUGAAGCAACUGAGAAAGAAAUAUCUAAUUUAAUAAUUGAACGUAAAAUUGCAAACACGAACUUAGAAAUCAUUCGUUCACAUUAUGAUUCACUUGUUGGUCGACGUACACAAGCUGCUAUAGAAUUAAGUAGACAACCAGUACAAUUACCAAGUGAAAAAGAUGAAUUAGAACAUUUAACUUUAAAAUUAUAUGAGGAAAAUUUAUCAUUUCGGGAAGCACGUGAUCAUUUGGAAGAAUGUUUAAAAAAAGAAACUGAAGCUCACAGAGAACAGUUAGAAUAUGAAAAACAAGAACGUAUUAAUUUCGAAACAUCAGUCCUACAGGAAUUAGAAGAUGCACGUAGAUCUUUAACUGAUCUGGUCUCUAUUAAAACUGAACGUGAUCAUGAAACUAUUUUAAGACAGAAAUAUGAAGACGAAUUAAAAAUAUGUAAAUCUAAGCUGAAUGAAACACAGGCCAAAUAUGAAUCGACUGAAACUAGUCUAACUGAAGCUCAGAAAAGGAUUACUGAUCUACAAGAGCAAGUUGUUCGAUUACAAACUGAUUUAGACAAUGUGGAAUCGGUUCAAGCUGAUUUUGUUCGCUUGUCACAGAAUCUACAAGUUCAACUGGAAAGAUUGAGACAACAAGAUCAAGAAGUACGGUGGAUUAAUGCGGAUGAUGUGACUAAUUGUUUUGCUUGUAAUUCACUAUUUUCAACUGGUCCUUCCAAUAGUGCCAGUUUGAAAAAAAUCAAUUGCCGUCAUUGUGGUAAAGUUCACUGUUCCAAUUGUAUAAAGAACACUGUGCCAGCUGGACCAUUUGGUCAUCCCGCUGUUGUAUGUGAUGUGUGUCAUACCUUGUUGAAUAAAAAUAUUGCUCCUUAUUUCAGCACAGCAUCAAUAAAUAAUAAUAAUAAUAAUCAAAAAGAUCAGCUUUCAUCUUCCAAACGUCUCAGUUUCUCAUCUCCUACACAGUCCCCAAGUAAUCUAACAACUAAGCCUAAUUAA